Molecule: messenger RNA, 2001 nt
Organism: Batrachochytrium dendrobatidis JAM81
Lineage: Eukaryota; Fungi; Chytridiomycota; Chytridiomycetes; Rhizophydiales
Product: anaphase promoting complex subunit CDC27
Exons: 14
Coding region: 1-2001 (666 amino acids)
Biological process (GO): anaphase-promoting complex-dependent catabolic process; metaphase/anaphase transition of mitotic cell cycle; protein ubiquitination
Cellular component (GO): anaphase-promoting complex; cytoplasm
Molecular function (GO): protein binding
Source: RefSeq, a predicted model, not a curated record
AUGACGACUCUCGACACCACGGCUGCUGUUGAGCUGUUGCAAUCAUCUGCUAUUUCUGCUCUGCAUGCUGGAGAGUAUGAAACGGCUGUAUUCCUCUGCCAUCGAAUCAUGUCUUUGUUCCCUUUGCCAUCAAUCAGUCAUGGCAUCUUCCUGCUUGCUCGGGCUCAAUACCUUAUGGGAAACCACAGAGCUGCUCUCCAUACACUUACUGACACUGUUGGUUCGACUCCCACCAUUCCAACCACGUACUUGCAGGCCUUGUGCUAUUCCAAUAUGGGCUUACUGUCUCAGGCAAAUGCCUCGUUUACCAGUCUGGUUCGGUUGCAUAACUCGACAUCAAAGACUGGAUCUGCUGGUCCUGUUACGGACUACACUGACCAAUAUUAUGGCAAUGCUGCUGCUGGAUUGGAUAUAUCCUUUUCUGUCCUUUUGUCCAUUGGACUAGUCAUUCCCUGGGCUAGCGUAUAUUGCAAAUUGGGUCUAAUUCAGAGACGGAUGGGUCUGGUAGAAGAUGCUGUCAAGUCUCUCCAUACUACUUUGGAACUGGAUCCGUUGAACUGGACUGCCGUCAAGACUCUCUGCGAAAUGGGAUUUCCUCCACAAAGAGACCAUGUUUUUGAACCCACGGCCUUGUCUGCCCAUUUCAAAUCCAUAAUGCAACACAUUGGCACAUCACAUCAACCAAUUAGUGAGCAGAAACAGGAUCUGGAAUCACAUGCAUCAUCCUUGCAGCAAGGUGGAGCAUACACUAGUACGCGGCUAAGAUCGAUCCGAAAGGUUGAUUUACCAACCACUCAACCAACACUUGGCAGAAGAGUGGCUGCAAGAACGGAUUCUAAAAUUACUGCUGGAUCUGCACAUAGAAAACGCACAAGAGAUGAACACACAACUACAGCUCCAUCUUUGUCUCAGCAGUCGUCUGGUAAAACAAAAACUCAUGUAUCUUCUCAGUCAAAGGAUAACCAAGCUCAAGAAACCAACCAAACUGCAACUGAGUUGGUAUCCUCUACUUUAAAGGAUAUUUUAUCUGGAUAUGCUGCUUUAUGUACGUUUAAUAUCCCUCGUGCUUUGAGAUGGUUUAAAAUACUUUCUGCUUCACAGCGACGCUCUCCUGAUAUUCUCAUUAUGAUUGGCCGUGCAUACUUUGAGGCUACAGAUUAUGAAUUGGCUGCAAGAGCGUUUGAGCAAGCCAGGAGAUUACAGCCUGCACAAAUGAAUGAGAUGGAUACAUAUGGCACUUGCUUAUGGCAUUUGCGCAAAGUGAUUGAGUUGAGCUAUCUUGGCAAAGAACUUGAGCAAGAGAAUAGACUUGCGCCUCAAACUUGGUGUGUUAUUGGCAACUAUUUUUCACUUAAUCAGGAACAUGAUCAAGCUAUUCAAUCCUUUCAACGGGCAAUCAAGGUUGAUCCUGAGUUUGUCAAUGCACACACGCUGAUUGGCCACGAGUACCUUACAAGUGAAGAUUUAGAAAAUGCAGCUAUUCAUUUCCGCACUGCGCUACGACUUAAUCCAAGACAUUACAGUGCUUUGUAUGGACUAGCCUCUCUUUUAUAUAAACAGGAAAAGUACACCAUUGCAGAGUUUUAUAAUAACAAGGCGAUGAAACUGUGUCGGUUUAAUUUGGCGUUACUGGAAUUUGCAGGAGCUAUUGUCAGUAAAGAUCCAAAGCGAUUGGAAGUAGCAUUGAAGAUUUAUACGCAUUGUGGGAAACUAGCCCCACAACGCACAUCUGUCCAGUUGUCCAAAUCAAAUGUAUUGACUCAGCUUGGAAAAUUUCAGGAGGCACUGGAAGUACUUGAAUCGAUUCUUUUGAACAAACGAGACUCGAAUGUGUAUUUUAAAAUGGGCGAGAUAUAUGACAAGAUGGGCGAUGCAAACAAUGCACUGCUGUACUAUAGCAAAGCGCAUGAUGGAAAAUCACGCAAGAUUUCAAAGGAUGUCCAAGAAGCCAUGCGGGGUAUACAAGAUAAACUAGACAAGGCAGGAGCAAUAGAAUCAUGA